AUGGAUUUGGUGGACAUGCCUUCUUCUGGAAAUCGGUUCACAUGGUAUAGCGGGGAUGGUAAUUCUAUGAGUAAGAUCCAUCGUUUCUUGGUGGUAGAUGUUAUUAUUGAUAGGUGGGGAGUGGUUGGUCAAACCAUUGGUAAGAGAUUCAUUUCAGAUUAUUGUCUGAUUUGGUUGAAGUUGUGUUCAUUCGAUUGGGGACGUAAACCAUUUAAAACCAACGAUAGUUAG
Messenger RNA from Lathyrus sativus (Indian pea), 231 nucleotides. The record is from the annotation of a GenBank genome assembly. NCBI's taxonomy places the organism in Eukaryota, Viridiplantae, Streptophyta, Magnoliopsida, Fabales, Fabaceae.